AUGGCGACGGCCAGGGAGAGGCUCGCCCGCAAGGUUGUCGAGAGGCAGCUCGGCGGUGCGGCUGUAAGCCAGGGCGGUGACGACUAUGACGACGCUGGCUCGGUCAGGACCCUGGGCGCUGACACCGUGGCUACUGGAGUGAGUGGAGCCCCGAGGAAGAGGAAGUCAAAGGCCCAGGAUGCCAAGGAGCAGCAGGAGAAAGCUGCCAAGAUUGCUCGUCAGUCAAGGUCGGUUUGCUGCUUUGGCACCUGCGGCAAGAAGUUGACUGCGAGUGACAAGAGGGAGAACAAGAUAUGCUGCCCAGUCCAUUACAAGCCAUGGGCCAUCGGGUACGCGUACAUGACAGAGGAGGAGGCUGGAACGAAGUACGGCGACGACCCAUCAUUCAGGAAGGCCUUCGACGACUCCUCGAAGUACCUGGUUGACAACGAGAUCGAGGUAGACAGAUUCUCUCCGAAGCAGGUCGAGGAUAGCUCUGAGCAGAAGGCUUCCUGCCAGCGUAUCCUUGGCUUCUGGACUCGCCCUGAGAUCUUUAACAAUUUUAAAUAUAUGCCAGAACAGCUCGGGUACAAGUGCUUCAAGCUGUGGGACGAGUUCGGCACGCCCACCUUGGGCGUUCUCACAAGCGAUCUUGAAGGAGCCCCUCGGACGUUCACAUUCGAGUUCUCCAAGAUGUUGAGUUUGUCGAAUCUUUUGGCCCGCCCAGCCUCUACUAUUCACGAUGGGCAAUGCGAUUUGGUAUACGAGAGUGCCACGGGCAAAUUCCACGGUCAGCUCGACCCCAGCGGCAGCACUAUCAUUUCUAUGAGUACCUUGUUGUCUCGGGCUGCGAAGAAGGAGGCAGAUAAGAAGGAGGCGGAGCGCCAAAAGCAGGAGGAAGAGGAUGCGGAGCUUCGCGCCCUCAGUCUGCAUGACGACUCCAGUCAGCUCGACGAUGGUCGGGGCCCCUCCACGAGGUUCGAGGCUGACGAGUUCGAGAAAGACGCUGACAUCCUGUCCGUUGGGGCCGAGCCUGCUGCUGUGACCCCAGAGAAGCCUCCCUCGAGCGGCCAAGCACUCCGGGCCUUGUCAGGAACAAAAUCCUUGGACAGCCUUCCGGACCCGAGCGUUCAGGAGUGCAUGCCCGAUGUCGCAGAUCUCCUGAAAAGCGACCCUAUCAAAGCGAAGUGGGUGUUGCAGCUGUCAAAGGUCAAUUUCACGAAGGCCCUCGCUGGGAGGACACCUGGCGGCCACGGCAGGGAGAGGAACACGCUGAAGGGAUACAUCACGGAGGCCGAGAACAUGGGGCGAGAGGAGGCAGUCAUGAUGAAGGAGCACCACGACUUGCACAAGCAGUGCGAGCAGUUCUCUACCGAGCAAGGCUGGCUCAAUGCAUCGGACGAGGAGCUUGGUUCGUUCGCGGCUGACCUCAAGAAGCACAACGUCGACCUUCCUACGUCUGCGAAGCUUAGCUGCAUGUCCCGAGCAUUGCGUGAUUGGACGCAGCUUCAGCACAGCAUCGAAGACAAGGCCGCGCAGCUCCUGAGCAUGAUCACUCCGUGGCCCUCGGACGGGGGCAGCGUGGACAGCUUCGACCCCGAGAACCCCCUCGCUCGGCACAUCGAGGGCAGCCCUUCCGAGAAGAUGGAGAGGUUGCGGGAGUGCUUGAUCUCGAAGAUCCUCGCGCCCAUGAUCAGAGAUGGCGCGCCCUCCCAUGACUCGCUGCUGCGAGUCGUCCACGUGGUCUUGGACAUGAUCACGGCUGCUUCUGACAGCAAGCAUAUUGACUUCGAGGUCUACGAGGACCACGCCGACCAGAUGAUGUCUAUGCUUCGGGCGGUCCUGGUUGUGAUGGAAACAGACACCGUGAAGCUCAAGGAGUACAAUGCCACCUCGAAAGACUACGACCGCUUGCAAGAGUCGACAGGGCAAGGCGGGAUGUCCAACGUAUUGACGGCCAUGAAGCAGAUUUCUCACUACAAGGCGCUUCUUGGAGAGUUCAUUCGCACUCGCAAGGAUUGCGAGACCUACUUGCCACGCCUGGAGGAGUAUGAGCAGAAGCUGUCCAGCAAGACCGAGUACAGCUUCCAGGAUGACAUGACCAUGAUCAUGCAGGCGUGGAAUCUCAUUAAGCAGACGCACGGUAAGCUUCGGAAGGGCCAGGGCACCAAGCUCAGAUCCCAGGCCGAGCAGGCUACACUCCAGAUCACGGGCAGCCUUCCAGAUAUGAUCGAGCAGGGCAGGUUCCCGCCCGAGAGGAGUGCUGAGCUCAAGGGGCUGGUGGAUAUCACCUCUCAGAUGUCCUUCGCGCUGCCGAAGCGAGACUUGUUCUCGAGUUAUGUCGUGCGCAUCCAGCAGGAGAACAACAUUGGAAACCACGUCGGCACGAUGAUCAAGUGCAUGCGAGCGUUCCAAUGCGAUGCUGAGCGCGAGACUCGCGCUGCUGACAUCAAAUCUCUUCAUGCCCAAGUCAAGGCGUACAUCGAGUUCGGCGUGCAGUCGUUACCUGAGGACCUGUCAGACAGCAUCGACCAGUUCAUGGUCAAAGUGAUGAUUGCCAUGGGGAGUGGCGAGGACAUGAAUAUGAUUCAGGCCGUGCUCGAAUACAUUCGGUUGGUGUGCGAUCUUGGUCUCGAUCUCAUCGCUUUGAAGGGGGAUUUGUCAGAGCAGAUGGUGCAGUUCAAAGUAUGCCUGACCGAGUUGUCCAACAUCCAGUGGGACCUCGUGGCGGUCGUGGGCUUCAAGAAGCACGGAGCCACGGCGGAGGCCAUGUGGCAGCGCAGCAAGGGCACGUCGGAGCUCGGCCAAUUCGUUGCCGCGAGUGCGGCCAUGACUGAGGCGAGUGCAAAGAUCAAGCUGGACUUCUUCACUCGUUGGCACGCGCAGGUGCAAGAGUUGGCCUUGGAGGUGGCCACAUUUGAUUGCAACUAUCAGGUCGAAGACGCCCUGCAGGCAUGCGAGAAACACUUCUCGCACUCCAUCACCACGGGCGUCGAUGAGGGCUUGUGGCACGACGGCCUCAAUGACGCCACGACCCUCGACCAGUACUUGGAGAAGGCCAAGGAGAGCAUCUUCAAGAUCUGUCGGCCCUCGGCGCUCAAGACUGCGAUUGAUGUGGUGUCGGUGAAGCUUGCGGCGGCCAAGAACAGCCGCGAUCUCCACGGCGACAAGGACGAGGGCCGCCACGCUGCGGUGGAAGACAUCGCUACCAAGCUUGGCCGCGCCAAGGUGACCCAGGCUGAGUGUCUCAUGCUCGUGUGCUGCAGGGACUUCGCCGACACCCCGCUGAAGCUCAAGAGGAACAUCAAGAUCCACCUCAGCAACCUCAGCUCCAAGGAGAGCAGUCUCAUCCCGAAGGGUUUGAUGCGCAUAUUUGAGGAGAAGGCUGAUGUCAAGCGCAAGGCCGCGGCGAUCUGUCUCUGGGUUUUCACGGCGGGGGCGCUGCUCACGUUGCCCAUGUACGACGCCUUCCAGAAGCUCGCGCACAUGUACUAUCUCGAGGACGUGGAGUUCUCCGCGAUCGCGAGCAAUCCGUACUGCCCAAACUUGCUUUUUGGCGCCUGUGUCCACGACUACAGGAAGCCCUGGGAGGACGCAAACCACUGCCAGUUCACCAUGUCCUCGUUGCACAUCGGCUGCGCUAGGACGGGCUUCUUCGGAACUCCCGCAAACGCCAGCCUUGCCCGGCUCAUGACCAUCGCGGGCGCCGCAACUGAUGCCACAUUCUUGCUGUACGCCGACGUGCUGGCGAUACGCUUCUUUCUGGCGGUCGUCGCGCUGCGUUUCGGGGAUUUCCUGAGGCUGGAGCCAGAAGGACCCAUGUGCACCAGGGUGCAAACCCGGGUGCUUGAUGCGUACCCCCUCAAUCAGUCAUUCCCGAUGCGCGAUCAGCAUGUGAUAUCUCGGUGGCUGCAGGGCCUCCUGGACCGUCUCCCAGCAGCAUGCGUGUUCAUUUUGGCCCACAUACUGCUUCUGAUUGGCGCCACGGUGGGCAUGGGGAGUGGACCUGGCUCGGCUAGUGCGUGCCUCGCUUAUAAGGCGCUCCUGUCUGCCAUGGUCCUCGUGGCGUCGGCAGUGGCGGCCCUGAGCUUCUUCGCACACAUGAAGCCGCUCGAGUGGUUGAUGCGGAGCCCGAUGAUCCAGCAGAUGCUCAUGCUGUGCAUGCACCGCCACACAGCGGUGCGCCCCCCGCCCUACUUGUACAUCUCUGACGGCGGACUGCUCGAGGUCCUUGGCGUCCUCCCGCUGCUGCGGAGGCGGCUCGGGCGCAUCGUCGCCUCGGACGCGGCCGAGGACCCGGAGCUCUCCAUGCGCUGCCUUCGCGACACGCUCGCGAUCUGCCGCGCGGAGAACCUCUGCUCGUUCUACGAUCCGCGCGACCCCCGCCGCGACAUGGAGUUCGUGCUGAGGGACUUCCGAGAGGGGACGGAGCCCUUUUCGGGGGGCAUGCACGCCGAUCCCGUGCCCAUGAUUGGCCCGCCGUCCACGAUCGGCGAGUUGGACAGCUGA
Prorocentrum cordatum is the source of this 4488-nucleotide messenger RNA. Lineage: Eukaryota; Dinophyceae; Prorocentrales; Prorocentraceae. The record is from the annotation of a GenBank genome assembly.